AUGGCGCCGCACUCUUACUCCGCUCUUCCCGGGUACUUUUGCCAGUCGGAAAUAUACAGCAGCCCUGAUUUUUUCGAUUGGAAGGACCCCAGGGCCCACUUUGGCCUCAAGCGAUCGUGGUCCAGACUCCGAGAGGAGGUGCAGGAGCUCCAAAAGACGCACGGAGCAGAAAACGUCAAGGUUUUAUUCCUCGCCCGCCACGGACAAGGCGUGCACAAUCUCGUCAUGGCUCAGUACGGCCGGGAAUGGUGGGAAAAAGAGGGCAUGAAUGCCCAGUAUUCAAACGGGGAAUACACCUGGGGCCCAGACCCAGAACUGACCGAAUUGGGUAUUGAACAGGCCCGCGACGCCCAUAAGGCGUGGAAGCAACAGCUGGAGAGCUUCGACCCGGUUCCGAUGCCCCAGGCGUUCUACGUGUCACCCUUUUCUCGUGCCUGCGAUACCCUCGCCAUAACAUGGGGCUUUGAAACAAAACAUAUCCAGCCCCGGGAUGAGGAGAGAUUGCACGUGAUCUACAGAGUGGCGCAGGGCGUGGAAUCACGUGUGCCGACGUCUGUUGAUACCGGAGCUGGGUCUUCCGAUGUCGUGAUUCAUCCGCUCCUGCGAGAAACAAUUGGAUUCAACACGUGCGACAAACUGCGACCUAUAGAGUACACCUUGGAUCGGUACCCGAACUACGCCCUCACUAAACACCACCCGGCUCCACCGUCUGGUGAAGACAGUGUUUGGACUGAGGAGCAUCGAGAAACGAAUGAGGAGAUGCAGGAGCGGCUGACGGGGUUUUUGGAGAACCUGUUUGAUACUGAUCCCGCGACCUACGUGUCGAUUACUUGUCAUGCUGGGGUCAUUAGGAACAUGUUGGCGGUGUUGGGUCAUCGAAAGUGGUUCUUGCAGACUGGCGGGAUGGUUCCAGUGGUGGUACUUCGGGAGGAGAUGUGA
Yarrowia lipolytica CLIB122 is the source of this 939-nucleotide messenger RNA. RefSeq lists its product as uncharacterized. NCBI's taxonomy places the organism in Eukaryota, Fungi, Ascomycota, Dipodascomycetes, Dipodascales. Gene Ontology annotation, cellular component: cytoplasm. Gene Ontology annotation, molecular function: phosphatase activity. The record is from RefSeq and is a predicted model, not a curated record.